AUGGUCGUCCGAGAGAUACCACUGGUAGCUGUACCACCCUCGUUACGUCAUAUUCCUCGAAAUGAUCCACAAGUAUUUGAGACUAUGCUUAAGAACUUCUUUAAGAUGACAUCCAAUUAUCGUCUAACACCUGUUUCACGAUCCAACUACGCUUCGAGACCUAUUGAUUACAAAAUCGUUGAUCGUACGGAGUAUGCUGUCAACCGUAGAAUCCUAUCAAAGGUCUUCGAAAGUGACCUGGUUUUGACGAAACCGCAAAUGGAUCAAGUAAUUGAAAACUUUCAAGCAAGAGUAAACGGUCGAAAACCAAGAAAAAGAAGAAAUGCCGCAAUAGCUGGAGAGAAAUUCAGAUGGCCGAAUGCUGUAGUUCCAUACGAAUUCAAGGAUAACAACAUUGAAUGGCAAGGAAUUAUUCGAAAAGGAAUGUAUAAAUGGCAACGAGAGACUUGUAUUCGUUUUGUGAAAAGAACAACCGAGAAUGAUUAUGCGAUUUUUUUUAAAGGAGGCGGAUGCUACUCCAAUGUUGGAAGAACAGGAGGUCGGCAAUACGUCUCAAUUGGUUGGGGUUGUGAAGGGGGUGGAAUAGUUGCUCACGAAAUUGGUCACGCUCUUGGAUUUUGGCAUGAACAAAGUCGUCCGGAUAGAGAUAACUAUAUAAAUAUCAAUGAGGAAAAUAUUAGCAGAGGAACAAAGGGUAAUUUUGAAAAACGUAAUGAUAUUAUGGACUCGGAUAUUCCGUACGAUUUCGGUUCUGUUAUGCAUUACGGUCCACAAGCAUUCACUAAUAAUUGGAAAUUUGUUACAAUUGAAACAAAGGAUCACCGUUUCCAACACACAAUUGGACAACGAGCAGAUAUUUCUUUUAUUGACGUGAAACAUGCUAAUCGUCUGUAUUGCUCACAUAUUUGCAAGACAAAUUUGUUCUGUGAAAAUGGUGGAUAUGAAGAUCCACGGAAUUGUAUGCACUGUAAAUGUCCACCUGGUCUUGGAGGUGUUCGUUGUGAGCGGAUUGCUGAGUCAACACCUGGAUGCGGUGGUGAACUGUUUGCUACCGGUGCAUGGCAGACCCUCAAGAACACAGUUGUUGGAUCCUGUCAUUGGAGGUUAUAUGCACCUUCUGGACGAAUUCAUUUCGAAGUAAUCGAGACAAACUUCGUAUGCGAUUCAUCAUGCGCCGAUGAAUAUCUUGAAAUUAAACAUACAAAAAAUAUGGAACAAACUGGAUUUCGACAGUGCUGCAAUCCAACUCCGGGACGAAUUUUAUCUGAGGGGAAUCAAGUGCUUGUAUCAAGUGUGUCUCAUAGAAGUCCCUCAAAUUUCACAAUGAGAUUCAUCCUAGAUUCUGAAUCGAUUCCAACACCGCCACCUGCAGCAUGGGAAGGUCAUGGUGGAUUAACGGGUUUGCUUGGUGCAAACGAAGCUGGAAUUGAUAACACUUUUGAAACGCUCAUUUUAAAGGAUUUUCCCAGAGCCAUCGGGCGAGGACGUGGAGGAAACAACAUUGCUUCGCUGUUUGGAAUUCUAGACACUUUCCUCAAACGUGGAUAA
Necator americanus (New World hookworm) is the source of this 1548-nucleotide messenger RNA. RefSeq lists its product as uncharacterized. The transcript is spliced from 16 exons. Gene Ontology annotation, molecular function: metalloendopeptidase activity; zinc ion binding. NCBI's taxonomy places the organism in Eukaryota, Metazoa, Nematoda, Chromadorea, Rhabditida, Ancylostomatidae. The record is from RefSeq and is a predicted model, not a curated record. The coding region runs from base 1 to 1548 and encodes 515 amino acids. Gene Ontology annotation, biological process: proteolysis.